UUGAAACAUUAGGUGGGAGGGGUAAAAACCACUGAUCACCAGAUGUUGUCGUUUCUAUCUUGAUUUUGCGUUUUAAUUAUUGAUCUGAAUGGACAUAUGAUGUUCUCACCAUCUUUCUGACAACUGUGAGUAAGGAUUCAAAGGAUAAAAGAAUCAUAUUCCCAAAGGUCAGCUAACAUGGCGGCUGUGUGGCAGCAGAUUUUGGCGCAGGACGCACGUUAUAACGCCUACAGGCUACCGGGCAGUCCACAGUUCCGUACCCAGUACAUCCGUCGCAGAAGUCAGCUGCUGAGAGAAAAUGCCAAAAUUGAACAUGACCCAAUAAUCAGAAAGCAAUAUCUAAAGGUCCGAGGACAGAUAUUGGGUCAGCGAUAUGGGACGUCUCUAUCUGAACAGGGCAGCCAACGGAGUCGCAGUGCCAGCAAAUGCAGCAGCCGACUCACUCUAGACAGAGAGGAAGGGGACUUUCGCGGCCACCGGCGCUACCACAGCUCUGGGUCGGGCAAGUUCUCACUCCCGUCUCCCACAGAGGACGGACUGGUACCGACACGGGCCGCGGAGGCCAGCAGAGCCAUGGUUGGUGACAAGACUCUGGAUGAAAACUACGCCUUUGCAGGGAUGCAUCAUAUUUUUGAUCAACACUCAGAAGCAGUUAUGGCGGUGAAGUUUGCCAACGAUGACAAAGCUCGUCUGGCCUGUUGCUCGCUGGACGGCACCCUGUCUGUGUGUCAGGUCAUCCCAGAACCUGCCACGGUCCUGUGUGUACUCAAAGGGCACACGUCAGGUGUUACAGAUUUUUCCUGGUCGCUGUCCAAUGACGUGAUAGUGUCAUGUUCGCUGGACGGUACAGUGCGGCUGUGGCAGGUGCCAACGGGAACAUGUCUGCGUGUAGUCGGGGACUGUGACGGGGCUGAGAUCAUGUCCUGCGCUUUUCAGCCUGUCAACAACAACAUGAUCGUUACUGGGAACAAGAAAGGUUUUGUCCAUGUUUUAAACUUCUCCACUGGGAAAUACGUGAAAGGAGGCAGCAGUAAGGCAUCAGGGUCCAUCCUCACUAUCACAUUUGACUCAGGAGGGAAGACACUCUGGAUAGGAGAUGAAAAUGGCUGUGUCUACUCCUUUGCGUUUGACGUUGGGACGGGGAAGUUGUCCCGUGCCCAGCGGCUGGUCGUGUGUGAGGGGCACCCCAUCACCUGUAUAUCUGCUCGCUCCUGGAUGAGUCGUGAAGCACGCGAUCCCUCGCUGCUCAUCAACUGUGGAGCAAACGCCCUCUGUCUGUACAGGGUGUCGGGGGUAGAAGGCAGUCUGCAGCUGAAGAGAAAGUUUCCCAUCAAACAGAGAAACCUGCGGAUCCGCAGCGGCUUCUGUCCUCUCAUGUCCUUCAGACAAGGGGCAUGUGUUGUCAGUGGAAGUGAGGACAUGUGUGUGUACUUCUUUGACGUGGAGAGAACCAACAAACCAGUGGUGAAUAAACUCCAGGGCCACUCUGCUCCGGUUAUAGAUGUCAGCUUCAACUAUGAUGAGAGUCUGCUAGCCUCUGCAGAUUCUGAGGGUAUGGUGAUAGUUUGGAAGAGAGAACAGAGGUCCUAGCAGUGGCUAUAUUCAUCACAGAAUGCAUAUUCAUCUUGAUAUGCAUCUCAAUUUAUUAUCCAAAGUCAUCCUGAUAUAUAUAAUCUAUGUGUUAGACAUGUACUUAGU
Molecule: messenger RNA, 1698 nt
Organism: Branchiostoma belcheri (Belcher's lancelet)
Lineage: Eukaryota; Metazoa; Chordata; Leptocardii; Amphioxiformes; Branchiostomatidae
Product: WD repeat-containing protein 13-like
Exons: 14
Coding region: 178-1590 (470 amino acids)
Cellular component (GO): nucleus
Molecular function (GO): promoter-specific chromatin binding; protein binding
Source: RefSeq, a predicted model, not a curated record